ACUCUGAGGAAAGACGUCAUCAAGUAGCCUACCGAAGUUACCGACGCCAUUUUGGCUCAAACAAACUCUGCAUUUCACUUAUUAGUAUAACAUAUUCGUCUUAAGGAAUCGCAUUUUAUACUCAAAGCAUUAAAGAGACCGCGCGUAAAGUCAUUGCGCACAUCUGCUAAAAUAACUGCUGUAUCUUUUUCUGACGUGUAAAGUAUUUUUAAUAAAACACCUGCUAAGUCCUCUGCUAGCAGACCGCUACGUGUCAUCGUUGUUGUGCCCAGAUGAUAAGUUAAACAUUUGGCGAAUGUAAAUAAAAAUGGGUGGAUGCUCCGCUCCAAACUGCUCGAACUCUACAACUAUUGGAAAGCAGCUCUUUCGCUUUCCGAAAGAGCCCGUGCGCAUGAGAAAGUGGCUUGUAAACUGUCGGCGUGAUUUUGUACCGACCCCCUGCUCCAGACUGUGCCAGGACCACUUUGAAGAAAGCCAGUUUGAGGAGAUCGCCAGAUCACCAGCAGGGGGAAGGAAACUCAAACCCAACGCAAUCCCCACACUCUUCAAUGUUCCCGACCCUCCCUCUCCUGUCACCCCUCAAGCAGUGUUACCUGUUAAAAAUGAGCCAGUGGAAAAGGACUUGAACAUGGGGGACCAUGGUUAUGCCCGCCGACAGCCGCUGGUGGAUUCGGAGGAGGAUGGGGUUCAGAGGGCAGACGAGGAGCGACCUUGCUCGCUCUGCCAGCAUUAUAAAACCAAACUGGAGCAGCAACAGCAGCACACCGUCAGACUACAGAGAGAGGCAGAGGAAAUGAAGAAACGGCUUUAUAAACUGAGUAAAAUAGAGAAGGGGCUACAGGUGUUUCUGUUUGAGGAUCAGAUACGUGCCCUAACGCUAGCCAAGCGUUCUCGGAGGGCAGUGUGGUCUCAUGGUACUUUACUGACAGCCCGUAAAAUCCGCUGCGCUGUGGGGGUUAAAGGAUACGAGUACCUAAGGGAACUGGGCUACCCUUUGCCUUCUUACAGGACGCUGUGUAAUCGCCUGGAGCCCAAAAUGAUGGUGACCACGAGUAUGCAGGACGAACUAGCAGAGCUCGGCCUGGGCAUCAUAACAGCUUGUGACAGUCCAGAGGGCAACGUGACGAGUGAUGAAGGACUGAUUGGAGUCAUGACCUGAGACACUGUGUUUCUGAGAAACUGCACUAAUGCUGUUAAACUCUUAAACCACCCGAAGGCGAAGGACUCACAGAGGAUGUCUGUUUAGUGGGUUAAGUUAUUCUGGAUUGUUGUUGUUGCAUUUUUAAACCAUUUGCAUUGAUACCACAACCGUCUAGAGUUGAUCCACUAUCAUCCAGAAAGAAAUAUUUUGGUCUUGCGGCAUCUGGCUAUGUAAGUUGAUGUCUCUUGAUGCAAAUAUUGCACUUGUUACCCAUUUCGAGAAAAUUAAGGUAAACUGUUGGAAUAAUUUCAGUUGUUCACAGAAUCAUAAACUACUAAGACUGUGCCCUGAAAACCAAAUAUUAUCACUCUAAACUGAAUUUUUGCUACUGAGACAGAAGUUUUCGCUUGUUUCUAUGAGAGGAAGUUGACAGAUGUGACUAGGUAAAUGGUCAAAUUGACAUGACGGUGAGACUGUGUAAAGUCACUAUUUAAAGUGGUAUGUUGGUAGUGGUGCUGUUUUAAAGUGGUGUAAAUCUGGAGUAUGAGUUUAGCAGGCAAAAAAAGAUCAUAUAUUUAUAGAGCCACCACACAAAUGAUUCAUGCAGUUGCCAAACUGAGGGGACUGUUGUGAAUAAUAAACUUCUGUCUUCAAACCAGA
Messenger RNA from Cyprinus carpio (common carp), 1801 nucleotides. RefSeq lists its product as uncharacterized. Lineage: Eukaryota; Metazoa; Chordata; Actinopteri; Cypriniformes; Cyprinidae. The record is from RefSeq and is a predicted model, not a curated record. Gene Ontology annotation, molecular function: sequence-specific DNA binding.